AUGAAGGAAGUCAAGGAGAAGUUCAAGCUCGCUAUUGCUGAAAAGAACGGCGAAUUGGACGAAGGGAGUAAGAAAGAUCAAGAGGAAGUAACGAAGAAUGACGGACCGAUAAGAAGCCGGAGGGCUCAGGAGCUAUGGGAGCUACUAAUGAAGGCCGACCAUAUGAGCGUUCGCCAAUUCCUCGGCUCAGGUCAACCCCACGAACUUAGAAAGAAGGACACGCCUCCACCUCAGGACAAGAGCCAGCCCUUCCCAUUGGGUCCUGGCUACAACUUCAACACUAUCGAGUGGCUUGAGACCAUGACCUAUGGUACCGGAUGGUACAACCAGUCCCUCACGGAGUGCGUCUUGGAGGAACUUGACUUCCACACCGAUGAUAUGGAUAACAACCCAGCUACCGAGGAUAUCCAGUACUGGUGGUGCGUCGACGGCGGUGCCCAAGAGAUCGCAAAGAGAAUGGCUGCCAAGGCCAAUAAGCGUAUCGAAUACAACACGUGCGUCCGUUCAAUCGACGCUCAAGUCCCGCUACGUGCAGCUGGAAAGUAUACAGGCAUGAAGCUUCACACCAUCAGAACUGAUCCCAAGACCAACAAGGUUGAGAGCAAGGACAGAGAGUACUUUGCUGUCCUCAAUAGUACCACUCUUGGUGCCCUCCAGCGUAUGGAACUUCGCGAUGCCGGUCUUUCCUGGGGUACUAAGCAGGCUAUCCGAGCUCUCGGGUACGGUGCGUCUGCCAAGGUUGGCAUGAAGUUCCGAACCGCAUGGUGGCAAAAGGAGCCGUUUGGCAUCGCGCAGGGUGGAGUAUCGCGGACCGACUUGCCUCUGCGCGUCUGCGUAUAUCCUUCAUACAACAUUUUGAAGAACGAGGGUGAGGACAAGUGGGAUCCCGAGAAGCCAGCUGUUCUUCUCUGCUCGUACACCUGGGGUCAGGACGCUCAACGACUAGGCUCUCUAUGCUCCAACAACACGACUCACGACGAUAAGGAGCUCAAGAGGCUAAUUAUUCAUGACCUUGCUCGGCUCCAUGCCAGAGAGGAAUUUCCCUUUGAGGAAUUGGUCAAGCAUCUUGAAGAGCAAUAUAUUGAUCAUCACGGCUAUGACUGGUACAGGGAUGAGCACAUGUCAGGUGCGUUCGCUUACUUUGGGCCCGGCCAGUUCUCCAAUAUGUGGCAAGAGAUUAUCAAGCCCAACGCGUUCGGCCAGCUUUAUCUUGUUGGGGAAGCUGCUUCUUCCCAUCACGCGUGGAUUGUCGGUGCACUCGAGAGUGUCAUCCGAGCCGUAUACGUCAUGUUCCAGGGUCUCCAGAAUGGCAACCCGUCGUUUGAACCGUACAAUAUUGUGUUGGAAUUACUCAAGCAGGCCCCAACUGACAGGGAUGAGAAAUACGAGUUCGAGGACAUCGGUGAACCCUUGAAGAGAGGUGGUGGCAUGCCCACUGGAUUGCCUUUCCAUCCUCUUCCCGAGGAGAUGCCAACAACACAGCUUCGUACUAAAAAAGGCGCUUCUUUGACUGACAACCCGAAAGAGGAGGCCAACGAUCGCCCUGUGGACAUGACAUAUGGUGCUGCCUUGGCUGUUUUAAGUUUGAUCGAGAGUUUCUUUGAGUUAGUAGUCGACAAGCAGUAA
Fusarium graminearum PH-1 is the source of this 1626-nucleotide messenger RNA. RefSeq lists its product as uncharacterized. Gene Ontology annotation, biological process: amino acid catabolic process. Lineage: Eukaryota; Fungi; Ascomycota; Sordariomycetes; Hypocreales; Nectriaceae. Bases 1 to 1626 code for a protein of 541 amino acids. The record is from RefSeq and is a predicted model, not a curated record. The transcript has 3 exons. Gene Ontology annotation, molecular function: polyamine oxidase activity; L-amino-acid oxidase activity.